AUGUUGAUCAUCAUAAUCGCUCUGAUUUAUCUGUUGUCUUUGAUGCCGACGACGCCGCCGCAUAUUGUGAGCAAUGGGAUGCUUCCACCGCCAGAUGCUCACACCGCCGAUUAUGCGAUGAAGGGCCAGGGUCACAUUGAUUUGGAGAAGAUGCGAUUUCGCCCACCGACACAAGAUGAAAUAUUCGACGAACCAUCGCAUUGCCUUAAUGGCGUCCCACUAACGACUAAUGGAACAUGCGUUUGCUCAAAAUACUACACGGGACCGAGAUGUGAUAUUCCGAUUUGCAUGAAUGGAGGUGUUUAUAAUGCAACAAGCGGGAAAUGCGAUUGCUCUGGAUCAUGGACGGGCGAAUUUUGUUUAGUUCAAUGCGCAAUGGGAUAUGUGAAUCGGACGACAGGAUUAUGCGAAUGUUUGCCGGGAUUGCAAUGCCACAAAUGUGUCCACGGUCAAUUUUACGAUGGCAAAUGCGUGUGCUAUGAUGGAUUCACGGGCCUCAUGUGCACAACGUGCGACGGACUGGGAUGCGAUGAUAGCAUCCGAAAACGCGGUGCGGUGAACUCGCGCCUAACCUUAUCGGGCCUCUCGUUUUGCAUCAUCACCAUCGGAUUGUUGUGCGUCGGAGCGAGAAGGAAACGCGCGAUGUCGAUGCCGUACACCGGCGAGACCUGGUACAGAAUGUUUCACCCCGAAAAUCAAAGGCCCUUUAGGUGCCGUCACGACUACGUCUGCGGUGGAUCAUGGGUGCCGAGAGAUCGCGCGUUGAUUGUGGCGCCUGGCCGCGUGACAGUUCAUCCUUCUGGAGCACGAAUCCAUCGAUUGGCAACACCGCCGCCAAGCUACACUUCUGUGGACAAUCUAACACCCGAGCAACAGCCUCCGACGUACGAGGAGGCCACCAGAAUUGACAUUGAGAACGGUGAGAUUCUCGAGACUCCAGAAGCACCAACACCAACUGACGACGACAUUCAUAUGGUUGUUGAUGAAAUGGAGAAGGAUGAUGAGGAGCGAGUCUAA
Messenger RNA from Caenorhabditis bovis, 1017 nucleotides. The record is from the annotation of a GenBank genome assembly. NCBI's taxonomy places the organism in Eukaryota, Metazoa, Nematoda, Chromadorea, Rhabditida, Rhabditidae.